AUGAACUACAAUCCUAACUUUGAGCAAAUUGGAAAUGCCUUGAUUCAGAUCUACUACAGCAAAUUUGACGUUGGAGAUGGGGCUACAAGAGCCGCAGGACUGCAAGAUUUAUAUGAUCCGGAAGGUUCCAUCAUGACUUUCGAAGGAACUCAAGUCCGAGGACGACAAGCAAUUCUUGAAAAAUUUAGUGUAAGUUGUUGUAUAUUUAUAUUUUUAGAUUUUUUGUUAUUUUUUCACUUUUUUAAUCAAAAAUGUUGUUUUAGUCACUACCAUUCAACAAUAUCCAGCGAGCAGUAACAAAAGUCGACUGUCAACCUCUAGCUGAUGGAUCUGUGGCUAUUUCUGUAUUUGGACAGCUAAAAGUAAGUCUUGUUGCUUAUUUUUCAUUGUUUUUAGAUCGAGAUGUUGAUGUUGUUAUUGCUUUCAGACUGACGAAGAUCCUGUGAAUUCUUUUACCCAAUUCUUUGUUCUCAAACCUAACGGCGAAUCUUUCUUUAUUGCCAACGAAAUCUUCCGACUGGUACUUCACGACAUGUAAACCAACAAUACCUGUUAUCUUAUUAAAUUGUUUUAUUUUUUAAAAAUAGCAUAAACUUCGAACUUGUGAUAGGUGCUUUGUACGAACAACUUUGAUUGUUUAAUAUCUGUAGUGUGUUUAAAUUUUUCAUGCUUGUUUGUUAUUUAAUGGUUUAGAUGAAGUCGACCAAACAGGCUACUCGAGGUCAAGAGUUGAUACACUUAGAAAACCAGGAGACUUUGUUGUACUACUCAUUGGCUUCGGUGAUAACAGCUCUUGCUAGUGCUUUAGUUUAUUAUUUUGUUUACGAAUCGUCUUGGAAGAUAUGGGUAGGUUAUAUUUUGUGAGGUAUUAUCUUAUACGGUCUUUGUAUUAAUUAUUAUAUUGUGGUAUGUUCUAUCAUACCCUUGCGUACACGCUUUUUAAUAGUAACAUUUUUUUAGACUGGCAUCUGUCUAUCUAUUGUUGGUCAGUUUGCCGCGAUAUUGUUUAUGAGGAGUGGUGUACGUUGUAUCAAGGGUCCGCGAGGUCAAAUUAUAGAUGCUGGUGUUGAUUUAAACGAUCCAAAUGCUCUUGGAGAGUAAGUUUAUACUAUUUUAAAUAAGUUAUAUUUUUUGAAAACUUUUUAAACUAAUUUUCAUGUUUUUAAACUCAUGUUAAUUUAUUCUAAUUGUAGGUAUUGUAAGGAUAUAGUUAUAUUGACGGUGAUCUGCCAAGCGCUUAGCUUGAUCACGUCUUACUUCUUGCUGCUGUUGUUGUCCUUCCCUAUCUACGGGGCAUACAAGUUGUGGGUACUAGUGAUUGCUCCAUGGAUCUUUGCCGAGCCUCCAGAAGAAGAUCCGAUGGAUGAUAAACGGAAUCGCAGAAGACAGAACAAACAAGUAGUGUACCGUCGUUAA
Molecule: messenger RNA, 1416 nt
Organism: Bursaphelenchus okinawaensis
Lineage: Eukaryota; Metazoa; Nematoda; Chromadorea; Rhabditida; Aphelenchoididae
Source: the annotation of a GenBank genome assembly